Messenger RNA from Synchiropus splendidus (mandarinfish), 3306 nucleotides. Its product is annotated as proprotein convertase subtilisin/kexin type 5. The transcript is spliced from 16 exons. The coding region runs from base 170 to 3046 and encodes 958 amino acids. The record is from RefSeq and is a predicted model, not a curated record. NCBI's taxonomy places the organism in Eukaryota, Metazoa, Chordata, Actinopteri, Syngnathiformes, Callionymidae.
UCCUGCAUCAUCGGUGGCCGCACUCCGCUCCACUUCUCUGUCAACCGGUCGAGCGGGUCAUCAGUGUUGUCACGGCGUCCACCUGCUUCGCCAGCCGCGUCUCUCCCAGCGCAGCCCCCGCCACUGUUUGCUUUUCCUCAUUCCCGGAGGAAACUCCCGAGUCAGAGCCAUGAGACCAGCCGUCGUGAUCCAGAUAAUCCUCCACUACGUUGGAUUUAUUGGCUGCAGAUUGACGUCUCCCUGCCCGAGUGGACAGUUUCUGCUGAGGAACCAGUGCGUCCUCUGUCACCCCACCUGCUCCGAGUGCGACGGACAUGAGCUGUACGAGUGCACUACCUGUGGAGUUGAUGAAAACGUACAGGAGCGCUUCCUCCACCAAGGACGCUGCCGGACACAUUGUCCCAGGGGACUUUACCCUGACAGGGGUCACUAUGCCUGUCUGCCCUGCAUCGCCAACUGCGAACUCUGCACAGAUGGUAACAUUUGCGCCAAGUGUCGGGAACACUACAAACUCCAAGGUGGACUCUGCCAGGCUGCGUCAUGUGACAUAGGGCAGGUGCAGGACCCUGACACAGGAGAGUGCAUCAGCUGUGAGAUGAGCUGCAAAACAUGCUCCUCUGAAGACCCUGGGAUCUGCACCAGCUGCGUCGAGGGACACUUCCUGUUCAGGCACCAGUGUCGCUCGCACUGCCCUCAGAGCACCUACGAAGACUGGGGCCGGGGCGUGUGCCUGGCCUGCCCCUCGCCGUGCACCGACUGCAGCAGCGGCGGCACCCGCUGCCUCGCCUGCCAGCCUGGAUACUUCCUCAACGGUGGUGAGUGCGUGAAGCAGUGUCCGCCGCAGUCCUUCAGUGACUCCACCGGGUGGCGCUGUCAGCCCUGCCACAGCGUGUGCCAGACCUGCCACGGCCCUCGAGCCUCAGACUGUGACCUGUGUCUGGGUGGGAACCCUCCGCUGCACAGCCAGUGUCCCUUUGUCAGCUGUGGCCUCGGGCAGUAUUUCGACGUGGUGCACGGCAAGUGCCUUUCCUGCGACGCUUCCUGCAAGACCUGUUUCGGCCCGCAGGGUCUGGACUGCUCUUCUUGCUUGAAAGGAUUCUUCCUGGACCAGGACAGCGCCUGUGUGUCGCAGUGUCCCUCUGGCUCCUUCGCCAACGCCGCCACUCAGUUGUGUGAGAACUGCUCCCCGAACUGCGAGUCUUGCGUCGACACCAGCGAUAACUGCAUGAGCUGCCCCGCGGGCAGCGAUGCCCGCUUCCUCCACCAGGGGAGAUGCUGGUCCAACUGUCCCGAUGGCUUCUUUGAGACGGCUGACGCCUCGUGUGAGGCGUGCGACGGCUCCUGUCUGACGUGUGACGGCAGCAGCACCACAUGUCUGUCCUGUGCUGAAGGCCAUUAUUUGGAGAGCAGCACCUGCCGACUCAACUGCUCGGUCCGGACGUUCCCGGCCGACGAUGGGAUGUGCAGGCGCUGUCCGCUACACUGCGACGUCUGCUCAAACGAACGGACCUGCUUCAAAUGCAGCUUCCUGUACCUGAUGCUGAACGGGGUUUGCAAGGCCAACUGUCCCGCCGGGUUCUACGAGGACAUGGACGAGGGCCGCUGCGGCCAGUGCCACCCGACCUGCAGCAGCUGCUCAGGCCCCCUGAUGGACGACUGUGAGACCUGCUCAACCUUCACCCCUAAACUCUACAAAGGCUCGUGCUCCAAGACCUGCCCGAGCGGGACCUACUACGAACCCGCGGCCGUGGAAUGUCAAGAGUGUCACCAGACGUGCCAGAGCUGCAGCGGCGCCAGCCCCAACCAGUGCACCCAGUGUGAAAGAGGCCUGGUGCUGGAUCCCAACACGCUGCUGUGCGGCGUGACCGGCGACACCGACUGCCCUCCGAGGACGUACCUGCACGACGACCGCUUCACCUGCAUGAGCUGCCACCGCCACUGCUACUCCUGCGAAGGCCCGGGAAGCGACGCCUGUCAGACCUGUGCCGUCCCGAAGUACCUCCACAAUCGCACCUGUGUGAUGGAGUGUCCGGCCGGAACGUACGGCUCCACGCAGGAAGCCGACGGAAAAGAGCUGGGGUUCUGCGCCACGUGCCACCAUGUCUGCGCCACGUGCAGCGGGGCGUCGCCUAAAGACUGUCUCACCUGCGCCAGAGGAUACCUGCGCCUGCUGCACCUCUGUGUCACCCACUGCCCCACAGGGUACUACAGCGCGGGCUCCAACUGUGAGAAGUGUGACCCGUCGUGUGAGAUGUGCUCUGGCCCGGGACCAGAGUCCUGCAGGAGCUGCUCGCCUCCUCUGCUGGAGCUGCAGGGCACCAGGCUGUGUGUGGAGGCGUGUCCGCAGCGCUUCUAUCUGCAGGACGGCGUCUGCAGACAGUGUCACGUCAGCUGUCAGACCUGCACAGGUGACUCACCCGAAGACUGUCUGACCUGUGACUGGGGCAGCACGCUCAAGGACAAAGUCUGUUACCCACACUGUGAGGAGGGACAGUACUUCUCAUUAGAGGAGUCCUGCGAGCCGUGUGACAUCUCAUGUAAGCACUGUACCGGUCCCAGACCCGACCAGUGUCUGAUCUGCCACCAGGACUCCGGCCUCCACCCGAUGGAGAGCCGCUGCGCUCGCUGCUGUCGGGCGGCAGGAAACGACAGCGACUGCUGCGUCUGCGACCGACGCUCAGCUUUGUGCGUGGAGUCGUCUCAGCCCAAAUCGGAAGACGCGACCGACCUGAACGUGUCGUCGGGCUCUUUCAAACAUGGCGCUGCCGCCCUGCCGGUGGCGCUGCUGCUGGCCAUCGUGUUGGCGCUGGCCCUGUUCGCUCUGGUCAAAGCCCACGGCCGGAAGAGGUUCUGCUGGAGCCAGAGCUAUGAGCGACUGAGCGGCAGCGCUGGCAUCCACAUGCCGCACGGCGUCCCCGAGCCCGACAGCGGCGACGAGGUGGACGUGGUGUACACCAGCCGAGGAGGAUCGGUGUACCGCAGAUACAGCUUCAUCCACGAACAGGACGCGGACCAGGACCAGCACAGUCACCCCAACCAAUCCUAGGCGCCAUAUUCAGCUGACUCAUCAGCCAAGUCACCUUCCUCAGUCAUGGGACUGUUUUACUGGGGACCAGUCAACAAUGGAGUCAUUUUUUUGUUCUUGUAAACCCUUGUGUUGUCACAAAAAACGAUUUAAUGAAAAAUGUACUUAGUUGAAGCGGGCCAUUGCUCCCGAUAUACAUGUGUGGAUGUUAGCUAGGAACCUCAGGAGAGUUUGUCUAGUCGUCUGCCUGUAGGAGUGUAAAAGUAUGAUGGUCAAUAAUA